Molecule: messenger RNA, 2301 nt
Organism: Siniperca chuatsi (mandarin fish)
Lineage: Eukaryota; Metazoa; Chordata; Actinopteri; Centrarchiformes; Sinipercidae
Gene: fgg
Product: fibrinogen gamma chain
Exons: 9
Coding region: 408-1706 (432 amino acids)
Biological process (GO): platelet activation; protein polymerization; blood coagulation
Cellular component (GO): fibrinogen complex
Molecular function (GO): signaling receptor binding
Source: RefSeq, a predicted model, not a curated record
UUAACUGGAAUAAGCUGUUUGACUGUCAGUCCAAGUCCAACAGGGGAAAAAAUGCCAUCACAUACUUGAUAGAAAAGGAAAUGAUUUACAAAGCUGAGUCAUCAUUCUUUUUGAUUUGUUUUGUCAUCAUUACCGGCACUGUGUUCUACACAAAUAUACAGUUUGUGAUAUGGCUGUGUUGUGAUAUCUUAAAUACAGCUGUCAAUUACAAACCACUGUCAAAUCUGAGAAAUGACUGCUGUUGGAUGUCUGAGUCACAGUUUUUUCCAAACACAGUGAGUGGGAUGUUUGCAUAUGAACCCUUUAUCAAACACUGAACUGAGGACCUUGUUCAGAUAAAUAUCCCACAGAGUCGAUCAUCUCUUCAUUCUCCAAGAAGACAAGACCGCACUGGUGGCCAAAGCAACAUGGCUCCUUCACUUCUUGCAACAGCAGGAGGACUUCUGUUACUUUUCUCCUUCUCAUCAGCACAAAUCAGAGGAGACAACCUUGCAACAUGCACCCAAAAUGACGGCUUCGGAAAGUACUGUCCUACUACAUGUGGAGUGACUGAUUACCUGCUGAGGUAUAUGCCAGGGGUGAACAAGGAUUUGGACAAUUUGCAACGGGAACUUGAAACAAUUGCCAAUUUGACUCAGGGGGCCGAACUAACUGUUGUCUACAUGAAAGAUUCUGCUACUUCAGCUCAAAAGAGUUCCCCAUCAGACACUUACUUCAAAAAGUCAUCUAGUAUUCUAGAUGAUGUUGUCCGAUUUGAAAAGACCAUCAUCACACAGGAACAGCAAAUAUUUGAACUUCAGAAUUUAAUUUCGGCCAACGAGAGGAGAAUGGCAGACCUGAAACAACUCUCCAUUCAGCUGCAACAGAAAUGCAGUGAGCCCUGCAAAGACACGGUUGAGAUCCAGCCUACCACAGGGACAGACUGCCAGGAUAUUGCAAACAAAGGUGCCACCACCAGUGGCCUUUAUUUUGUGAAGCCAGUGAAAGCCACUGAGCAGUUCCUGGUCUAUUGUGAGAUUGAUGGCUUUGGACGCGGCUUCACAGUAUUACAGAGGAGACGCGAUGGAAGCGUGGACUUCAACAAGGACUGGAUCCAGUAUAAGGAGGGCUUUGGUUAUCUCUCACCAGAUGACACCACAGAGUUCUGGCUCGGCUUAGAGAAGAUGCAUCUGCUGACUGCCACUUCGACCAUCCCAACAGUGCUGAGGAUAGAGCUUGUUGACUGGGAGGGAAACAAAAGGUAUGCCGACUACACUAUGUUCAGAGUUGGACCAGAGAUUGACAUGUACCGUCUAGCAUAUGGCUUCUACUUCGGCGGUGAUGCUGGAGAUGCUUUCGAUGGCUUUUCCUUUAGUGAUGAGCCAAGUGACAAGUUCUUUACGUCUCACAAUGGCAUGCAGUUCAGUACCUUCGACAAGGACAAUGACAAGUAUGAAGGCAACUGUGCUCAGCAGGACGGCUCUGGCUGGUGGAUGAACAGAUGUCAUGCUGCACAUUUGAAUGGCAAAUACUACCAGGGUGGCAGGUACACAGAGAAGGAUGCAGGUGAAUUUGGAUUUGACAACGGCAUUAUUUGGGUCACAUGGCACAACCGCUGGUACUCGCUGAAAGAGACCACCAUGAAGAUCAUUCCCCUCAGUCGCAUCACAGCAGGCGGUGGACAGCAGGCUGGGGCGAAACAGUUUGGCGGACUUGGAGAUAUAUAAAAAGUAGACUAAUAUGCUUGUGGUCUGAUUAGGCUGCAGUUAAGGUGUUCAGCACAACAGCACUGAAACCGCCUUAAAUGAAAUAUCAUGCCUCCAUGGAAAAUGUAUUGUCGUUCAUGUUUUGCUGAUCUAACCCAGCAGGAUACUGAUGUUCACACUUUUCCUUUUCUUCUUCAGCAUUGCUUUGAGCACUAAAUAAAUGUGUUUUCAGAAUCAGAAUAGAAUCAGAAAUACUUUAUUGAUCCCCGAGGGGAAACUCAUUCGUUACAGCUGCUCACAAUUCCAUUUCACUAUUUCUUAACCAAAUAUGGUUUUUCAUUACUUCAUGAUUGGACAGUCUUAGUUUGGACAGAAUGGCUGCCAGCCUGGAGACACAAUCUACUUAAGUCUAUAUGGCAAGUAGCUGUUUUGUAAAACAAUGUGGAGAUGAAAAAUAAAAUAAUCAAAAACACAAAAAAAAAUGAUUUGUGUCUGAAAUGACUGCAAAAAAUGUAAAUGUUUUGUCAUAGAACACCGAGUGACCAGACAUAUACACUUGUGUGUAAUGCAAUGCAAUAAAUACAAAAUUUGAAAUAAAUACCAUCUUAAGUGUAAA